Messenger RNA from Ananas comosus (pineapple), 1691 nucleotides. Its product is annotated as upstream activation factor subunit spp27-like. Bases 85 to 1074 code for a protein of 329 amino acids. Lineage: Eukaryota; Viridiplantae; Streptophyta; Magnoliopsida; Poales; Bromeliaceae. The transcript is spliced from 7 exons. The record is from RefSeq and is a predicted model, not a curated record. Gene Ontology annotation, cellular component: nucleus.
AGCGAAAGGGGAGAGAGAGAGAGAGAGAGAGAGAGGGAGAGAGGGAGAGAGGAGAGAGGAGGAGAAGGGGUGAGGGGGACGACGAUGGUGACGGACGAGGAGCUCGCGCGGCGUCUCCGGGAGCUCCUCCGCUCCUCCGACCUCUCCACCACCACCACCGCCAUCGUCCGCCGCAGCCUCGAGGAGCACUUCGCCCUCGACCUCUCCCACAAGAAGGCCUUCAUCCGCGAGCAGGUCGACCUCUUCCUCCACUCCGAGCUCCACCACGGCAACGACGAACACGACGCAGCGGAGGCUGCGAAGGAGGAGGACGAGGCGGGGGCGGAGGAGGAGGAGGAGCAGCAGGGGGGAGGAGAAAGGAGCGGAGAGGAAGAGGAGGAGGAGGAGGAGGAGGAGGAGGAGGAGGAUGAAGAGGUGAGCGGUGGUGGCGGAGGAAGUAGAAAGAGGAGGUUGAACAGAGUCAAUGAGGAGUCCAAGCGAAGGGGUGGCGGCUUUACCAAAUUGUGCAGCCUUUCCCCGGAACUACAAGAUUUUGUUGGUGAAUCUGAGUUAGCGAGAACCGAAGUUGUCAAGAAGCUUUGGGCGUAUAUCCGAGAAAACAAUUUGCAAGACCCGAAUAAUAGGAGAAAGAUUAUAUGUGAUGAGAGACUUCGGAGCCUUUUUAAUGUUAACACCAUUGACAUGUUUCAAAUGAAUAAGGCUUUGACAAAGCAUAUCUGGCCACUGGAAGAUGCUGGUCAUGUAUCUUCAGCAAGGUCAACGCCGAAAGACAAGCAGCGACAAAAAGAUAAGGAAGCAGGAUCUGUAUCUCCUGUGAGGUCUAAGACAAAGGAUAAGAAGCAAAAGAAAGAUAAGAACGAAGGAAAAAGGCACAAAGGAGGAUCUUCUGGCCUUCUCGCACCCCUUCCACUCUCAGAUGAACUGGUGAAGUUUAUUGGUACUGGCGAGAAUACAUUGUCACGAUCUGACGUUGUGAAGAGGAUGUGGGACUACAUUAAACAGAACAAUCUUCAGUCAUUGGCAGAUGAAAUAGCUUUAGACAAGUGUGCGGGUGAUAGCAAUUAUUUAUUCUAAAAUCUUGGGCCUUGCAUUCCUCUCAAAUUUCUCAAACAUUAAUUUUGGUACGUUAAUUGUUGUUCUAUUAUGAUUUUACGUGUGCUCUGAAUUGCAUUUGAUGUUCAGAAACUUUGGUUGCAUAUCUACUGCUGGAGCUAAUUUAUUUGCCUUUAAGUACUACAUUCUCCUAGACAAUAGGCCAGUUGGCGAAUAACCUACCAGAGUUUGUCGACAAAACAAAACCCGAUUGUGAACUCUGUGUAGAAGUCGCACUUUUAUUAAGUACUUGUUACCUGAUAGUUGAAUGGAAGUUUGCAGCGAGUCCUAAUAAUUUAAAGAGUGGAAUGUGCCAAAUGAAUGGAAUAUCGUCAUCCUACGCUACGAACCGUUAUUUAUGCAUAUACCUGGAAUACCUAUUCACGUACGCAAUAUAACUGGUCAAAAUUCAGCGUGCAGCAUUAUCUUUAAAGAGUUGCCCCAAUAUGUCUUUCUUUACAAAUGCACUAACACAGAUGAUUUAUCAGUACAUCAUAAGAUUUGAUGCCUUAUAUUUGUAACUUAAUGUUCAAUAUAUUGCUCAUCUUUGCUAAUUAGGCUAAUUAGGCUAAUGUUCUCAACUCCAUGACACGUUUUAG